UGCACAAACUUAAAUUUUGUACUUUGGAAUGUAAUGUAUUUAAAAGGACUAUCUUGAUAUCUUCUAGCCCAGAGGUUAAAUUAUCCACCAAUCAAUAUAGUAAAAUGUCGGGUCAGUCAAGAAAUUCCUGGAUUUUAAAAGAUGAUCCUCGCUUGGUGUCAGCACGACAAAAAGAUUUCUUUGUUGAUAUUUUGGAUGAAAGACGAAACACAAGUGAUGUAAGCUGGGCUCUUCGACAAAGAGAAGUACCUGCAUACAAGUACAAUGAACCCAGGUCACCAGCUGAGGUCAAACAAGAUGUUUUAAAUAGUGACAGAGUCAAAUUUGCUGUAGAGAAGAUAUGUGAAGAAACUGGAUCAUCACUAGAAGAUGUAAUGAAAGAGGCAGAGGCUGUGGUGGAUGAGAUGGCUCACAAUUUACGUGUUGGUGUAAUUCGUGGAUUUGCAAUUUUUCUUGUGAAAGUCAUGAAAAGUCUUUUCCAGAGAAUCUAUGUCAAUGAAGAGGCCAUUCAAAAGGUUCGAGCAAUGAUGAAAGAAUAUCCGAUAUUAUUAAUGCCUAGUCACCGUAGUUACCUUGACUUUUUACUCAUGUCUUAUGUGUUCUUUCAUUAUGACCUACCACUGCCUGUGAUUGCUGCAGCUAUGGACUUUAUGGGUAUGAAAUUUUUUGGUUGGUUGUUACGUAACUCUGGAGCAUUUUAUAUACGCCGCAGCUUUGGUGAUGACCAGUUGUAUUGGGCAGUGUUCACCGAGUACGUACAGACACACAUUUGUAAUGGUGACUCACCGGUAGAAUUCUAUGUUGAAGGAACAAGAAGUCGGACACAGAAAUCAUUGUGUCCAAAAUUUGGCAUGAUGUCAGCAUGUUUAGAGCCAUACUUCAAGGCCCAGGUACCUGAUAUAAUGAUUGUUCCUGUGAGUAUAUCAUAUGACAGGGUGCUAGAGGAGAAGUUGUAUGCUUAUGAACUACUUGGUGUCCCUAAACCUAAAGAAUCGGCAUCAGGUGUGUUCAAAGCCAGAAGUAUAUUGUCAGAUGAUUAUGGGAAUGUUCAUAUAUUUAUUGGAGAGCCUGUUUCAAUUAGAAACUACUCUAUAGAUUCUGUGGAUAGAACAUCACAUAAUUUAUCACCAAGGUAUAUUGCUAGUCUGUCAUUCCAAGAGCAAGCAUUGAUACAAAAGUUAUGUUACAAUAUAACAUUACAGCAGUUAAGAAAUAUGGCAAUUGCUCCCUGGUCCAUGAUAGCAGCAGUAUUGUUGCAAAAUAUGGAGGGUAUACCAAUGAAACAAUUGAUAAAAGAAGUAGAUUGGUUGAAACGACAAGCAUCAAAUCUUGGUGCAUAUAUAGACUGGCCAGUAAACGAGUCAGCAGAGGCAGUUAUUAGACAUAACAUAUUCACACAUAAAAAUAUUGCACACAUAACUGCAGAGGAUAUAGUUGAACUGGUAGCAGUUGAUGAUACAUUAGUCAAUCAAACUGGAGAUAAUUUAAUGACAUCAGCAGCACAAGAAAUGAUGGUUUGUCUCUAUAGAAACCAGCUGUUAAAUGUAUUUGUGCGUGUGGCACUUAUAGCAAUUCCCAUAAAUACUUGUGUUCAAGACACUUUUCCUGUAUCGGAAUUGAAAUCCAAGUACACAUUGUUAGAAAAGUUGCUAGACAGGGAGUUUAUUUUUAUGCCCGGACAAACUGACCAGGAUUUUGACUUGGCAUUAGCAACUUUGACACAUGGCUGUGGAGUGGUUGUAGAGAAUGGUAAUGUACAGAUAAAGAAGUCAACAAACAAGUACACAACAUUCUUCAGUAAGAUGUUUGAACCCUUCCUCCUUGGAUACUGGGUGAUGUGCCGAUAUCUUUUGUCUAUGCAAGCUGGCUCUCAUGGUAAGCCAUUGGUGAAGUUACCCAAAACCAUUUCAAAAGAAGCACAAUUGUUGAGCUCACAGCUGAUACGAGAUGGGCAUGUAAACCACAAGGAAAUCCUCUCAUUAGAUAUGAUGAAUAAUUCCUUACACUCCUUGUAUCACUUAGGGGCCGUACAUAAAGAAAAAAGAGAUGGGUCUACGUACAUGUAUCCAAAUCUGGUGAUAUUAUCCAGGGUUACAGAAGAUCUAAGCAAAUUUGUUGAUGUUCCACCAUUACCACAGACAAUUAUAAAUGUUGAUACCAAAACAGUUAUUGUUGAUGCAAAAUUGUAGGCAAUAUAAGAUAAUCCAAGUUUUAUGUAAACAAUGCUUAAUUGUUAAGAUCAUAGUAAUAUAGUUAUCAGUAAAAUACCAUAAUGUGAAGAAAGUCUGUCAAGUAUGUAUUGUGAAAUAAUGGGCUUAUUUAAGAUGGCAACUUUGACACAAAGUAAAUUUCAAUCAGAAAUUAAGUCUAAACACUAAAAAAACGAAGCAAGGAAUAUUCUGUUGUAUCAUCUUGGACUUAAAAGAACUUAUACCGACUCAAUAUAUCAUGGAUAACAUGCUUUAUGCAAAUGUGAUAUUAUACAACAUGGAUAAUGUGCUUAAUGUCAACAUGACAUAAUACAAUAUAGAUAAUGUGCUUGACAUAAUACAAUAUAGAUAAUGUGCUUGAUGUCAACAUGACAUAAUACAAAUAGAUAGCAUGUAAACAUGCAUAUAUGUCAUAUAACAUUGAUAAUGCGCUUGAUGUCAACAUGACCUUAAACAACAUGGACAAUGUGUUUAAUGUGAGCAUGACAAAGUAUGACAUGAAAAAUUGUAUGAAGUCACCUUUGCCUUUCUGCUUUAUGUACCACAAUGCUGUUCUAUCCCUUUAUGCAUUCUAAAUGACAUUGUGUAUAUAUAUUCAAUAUAUUUAUCAUGUGUGUUAAAUUAUAUAGAACAAUUUAUUAUCAAGAUUAGUAUCUUAAGCCAAUAAACUUUGAUAUUUAUACUACUGUA
Molecule: messenger RNA, 2900 nt
Organism: Ruditapes philippinarum (Manila clam)
Lineage: Eukaryota; Metazoa; Mollusca; Bivalvia; Venerida; Veneridae
Product: dihydroxyacetone phosphate acyltransferase-like
Exons: 14
Coding region: 105-2189 (694 amino acids)
Biological process (GO): ether lipid biosynthetic process
Cellular component (GO): peroxisomal membrane; mitochondrial membrane
Molecular function (GO): glycerone-phosphate O-acyltransferase activity
Source: RefSeq, a predicted model, not a curated record